This is a messenger RNA of Durio zibethinus, 2385 nucleotides long. RefSeq names its product Rab3 GTPase-activating protein catalytic subunit. The record is from RefSeq and is a predicted model, not a curated record. NCBI's taxonomy places the organism in Eukaryota, Viridiplantae, Streptophyta, Magnoliopsida, Malvales, Malvaceae. Gene Ontology annotation, molecular function: GTPase activator activity. Gene Ontology annotation, biological process: positive regulation of GTPase activity.
UUUGUAUAAAAACUUUAAAAUCCUCCCAUUUCCACUCAUCUUUCUUCCUCACCCAAACAACAAAUCCCCCGCUCCUCCUGCAAACAAAAUGCCACCGUUUCGGUCCCUCCAAUUUUAACAACUGCCUUUUCUCUCUCUUCCACUACGCCUCCAAAUCUUAACGUGCGCACCCCCGGCGCACGAUAUGGAAGCUACCUCGUUUGUCUCCAAAGCGAGAACCGCUUUCCACUCCGCAGCUGCCAAAGCCGAGCGAGUUUUCACUGAUUUGAAAUCCGAUCUAGAUUCUGAUAAAUCAUUGCCGAAGGAAUUCAAAAACGAAUCUCCGACGAACGAACGCGAGUCUAAGAGUUUUCAUGAGGUAAAGCAUUCUAGGUGGAGAACUGCAAAUUUGGGGACAAAGCAAGAAUGGCAGGAAAGGUUUAAGAAUAUACGAAUAGGAAGAAAAGGAGUCGAAGAUUCUGAGAAAUUUGAAAAUUCAACAAUGGCUGUUCCAUUCUAUGAUGAAAACAUAUACUUGCUCAACAUGAAGAACGAUGCAGAAGCUAAGUUUUUAGAAGCAAUUCCCUCUGUAGAUGUUUUAAAUACCAUCAACGCGAAUAACAUUCCUCCAACAUCUGUCAUCAAGCAAUUGGCUAUAGCUGUUGAGGCUGGAAAGAAUUUUAAGUCAUUGAAAGAUCUGUUGCCAUCUUCUGGAAAUUCUUCACCCAUUAGGGAAAGGACAGGCUUGAGCUUCUCUGUAGUGAAGUCGUUGGUUCUUCGUGACAAAGAGGAUAAACUUGCAUCUGGCUUUGGUGAUGAUGAGAGAGUCAUCGCUUUGAUUCAUUCACUGUUUGAUGCAGAUGGAAACUUCCUUCAAAGGAAGAUUGUCUCUGAUUCAAAGACAUGUACAACAAUGAUAUCUUUGCCAAAAGACAUUCAUGGUGCUCCUCCACAUAGCUUCCUUGUUAAGCUUUCUGAAGUCAUUGGAAGCUUUAGAACCCUUCGCAAAAUGGCACUAUUUUGGUCCAGGGUUGUUAUCGAACUGAGAAGAUUUUGGUCUGAAGGGAGAUAUCUGCCAGGCAUUCCUGUGGAUGAGAUUCCAGAUCUAAAUUCAUGUCUUUUAUAUCAGCAAUUACAGGUUAUUAACUGUUGUCUAUCAAGAAAAAGACGUCGUGCUAUUGCCACUGAAUCAUUUGAUUCUGAAAUGAGGGAAGCUAGUUCAAAUGUUGAAGAAUCAGAUGUUUCUAUAGGCACAAUGGCUGCAAGCUCUUCGUUGUAUGCCAGAAUUAACACUGGAGAACUUGUUCUUCGACUGGGAGCUAAUAAACUGACUGAAAAUUUAACAAUGUUGGAAACUGGUGAACCUAUAUACUCACCUAUUACCCAGGAAGGACCUUUGCUUACAGAAGAUCUUAUCAGAGAAACAGAGGAGUUAGUGCUUCGAACAGGGAGUGUUGGUGCUGGGUGUUCUCAACUCCUCUCUGACAUGCAGGCUUUCAAGGCUGCAAAUCCUGGCUGUAUUUUAGAAGAUUUUGUUAGAUGGCACUCUCCUCCUGAUUGGACUGAAACUGAGCCAAGUGAUGAGGUUAACUCUUUGAUUACAAGAGGUCAACUAAGUAGUCGAAUGCAAAAAGAAGGUAAUUUGUGGCGUGAACUGUGGAAGACGUCCAGACCAGUACCAGCCAUUAAACAAACACCUCUGUUUGAUGAGGAUUUGGCUGUGGAAGGAAUUCUGAAUUCCUUAGAGGACAUUCCCACUUCUGAGCUUUUUCAACAACUUUUUGUUUCUCUACUUGGUUUGGGAUUUGUAUUAGCCGAGGACAAGCUCUCUGCUAAUGAUAACUUGUCAAAGCUGUUUUAUGAGUGCAAAGAUUAUAUCCUUGCGACUUGCCAGAAAAGUGUCUGGAAUGAUAAAUUGGACGAUCUUUGCCAGGUGUAUGAAACAGUGGAAACGAUGUUAGUAUCUGCUGAAGAAGUCAUAAAGACAAUAAAGCAAGCAGAAGAGACACCGACAAUGGAAAAUGGAAGCCCUCCUGCUGGUGACCUAAAACGCCGGUUUAAGAAGCUUGGUCUCAACUUUGGUGGCAAGGACAAACAGCAGAGAAAACCUCCUCCAAAAGACCACAAGAAUUCAGAUGAGAAUCCCUCUCGUCCAUUUGCUAGCUUUUUUGAUAGCAAGUCAUCUUUAUUUUCGAAGAAGCCUCCUAAACCUGAUAAUCUGUCUCAGGUUGACAAACCUGUGUCCCUGGAUGAAAGUGAUUGGACAUUGAUUUGAUCAUACCUUGUUUUUUUUUUGUCCCCUAUUUUUCACUUGGGUUAAGCAGCAUAGUUUUGCAGGUAAUUGUAAAUUAUUGUGAAAUGAGCUGAUGCUUGUUAUCAGAAGUAAUUUGAAGAUUGAUUCAAAAA